This is a messenger RNA of Tarenaya hassleriana, 2086 nucleotides long. Its product is annotated as protein NRT1/ PTR FAMILY 2.13. Gene Ontology annotation, molecular function: transmembrane transporter activity. Lineage: Eukaryota; Viridiplantae; Streptophyta; Magnoliopsida; Brassicales; Cleomaceae. The record is from RefSeq and is a predicted model, not a curated record. Gene Ontology annotation, biological process: transmembrane transport. The transcript is spliced from 4 exons. Gene Ontology annotation, cellular component: plasma membrane. The coding region runs from base 274 to 2064 and encodes 596 amino acids.
CACUGCAUCACCAUGCAAUAUGCUCAAAAGCAAAAGCUAUAGAGCUUGAGAGAUCUACAUAUACAUAUAGAGAGAGAAAGUGGCAUAAUCUCUCCAAUCUCCAGCUCAAUAUAUAUACAAACUAAUACACACAUAUAUGUGUGUGUAAUCUCCUCUUCAUUUCAUGUAGAGUAGUCAAUAAUAUUCUGUAUAUACCAAAAAAAAAAAGUUUUUCCUCAUCUAAUUCUUCUCCGAUCCGUAGAGGGAACUCAUCGUUUUCACAGCCGGAAAUUAAUGGACGUCGUGAAGAUGAACGUUCAAAAAGGUUCACCGAAAUUUCAUAACGAGAGGGAUGAGGAGAAGAAGAAGAAGCAUGGAGGCUGGAGAGCCAUAACCUUUAUCUUAGGAAAUGAAACGUUGGAGAGAUUGGGAACGAUAGGACUGCUAUCGAACUUCAUGGUGUAUCUGAUGAGAGUGUUCCACAUGGAACAAGUCGACGCAUCGAAUGUCAUCAACAUCUGGUCGGGUCUCACUAACCUCACGCCCCUCGUCGGCGCGUUCAUCUCAGACGCCUACAUCGGUCGCUUCAAGACCAUUGCCUUUGCCUCCUUCGCCACCCUCCUCGGAUUGGUGACGAUAACACUCACGGCCUCACUGCCGAAGCUCCACCCGCGGCCAUGCAACAACCAACCACCGGCCGGAGGUUGCGUCAGCGGUCCCAACAAGUUACAUCUCGGCGUUCUUCUGACUGGACUCGCCUUCCUCUCCGUCGGAAGCGGCGGAAUCCGACCAUGCAGCAUCCCAUUCGGCGUUGACCAGUUUGACCAACGAACAGAAGAAGGCUUAAAAGGCGUAGCCAGCUUCUUCAACUGGUACUACACCACCUUCACCAUCGUUCUUCUCAUUACACAGACAGUGGUCGUGUAUAUUCAGGACCAGAUCAGUUGGGUCAUCGGAUUCAGCAUUCCGACCGGUCUCAUGGCUUGUGCCGUUCUCUUGUUCUUUCUUGGGAUGAAGCAUUACGUGUAUGUUAAACCGGAGGGGAGUAUAUUUUCCGGCAUUGCUCAGGUCAUCUCGGCCGCCUUCAAGAAACGGAAGGUCAAGAUUCCGGCGGACGAUGCCGCGGUGGAGUUUUACGAUCCGCCGGUGAAAGCCACCGUAUUGUCCAAGUUACCUCACACCGACCAAUUCAGGUUUUUGGACAAAGCCGCUUUGAUAACAGUAGGCGAUUUGAACGUUGAUGGUGUUCCGACAAAUCAACGGCGAUUGUGUAGUGUCCAGCAAGUUGAAGAGGUGAAGUGUCUGAUCAGAAUAAUCCCUGUUUGGUCGGCGGGAAUCAUAGCUCUCGUCACGAUGUCUCAACAAGGUACAUUCACAGUAUCACAAGCCCUAAAAAUGGACCGACACAUUGGUCGGAAUUUCCAAGUUCCGGCAGGUUCCAUGUCCGUAAUCUCUCUCCUAACCAUCGGAAUCUGGCUUCCGUUCUACGACCGGAUCUUCGUCCCGUCUAUCCGGAAAAUCACGGGCCAUAAGUCCGGAAUCACGCUCUUGCAACGAGUCGGGGUAGGGAUCGUGUUCGCGAUCCUGUCGAUGGUGGUGGCGGGGCUGGUGGAGAGAGUCCGGAGAAACGCCGCAGUUAACGCCGGAGAUCCGACCGGAAUGACGGAGAUGUCUGUGUUCUGGUUGGCGCCACAAUUGAUACUGAUGGGACUUUGCGAAGCGUUCAACAUCAUCGGACAGAUCGAGUUCUUCAACAGUCAGUUCCCGGAGCACAUGAGAAGCAUCGCCAACUCGCUCUUCUCGCUCUCCUUCGCCGGUUCGAGCUACCUGAGCAGCGUUAUCGUGACGACCGUACAUAAAUUCUCCGGCGGGAACGGCCGGCCGGACUGGUUGAACAAGGAUAUUAACGCGGGAAAAUUGGAUUACUUCUACUAUCUGAUUGCCGGUUUGGGAGUGGUUAACCUGGUUUAUUUCUGGUAUUGUGCUCGGAGUUACCGGUACAAGUCCGGUUUUCAGAUUGGAGAUGACGACCAGAAACGAUCUUUUGAGGAUAUAGAGAUGAACCCCGUCAAACCGCUGAAAUGAUUUAACCAAUUAGGAUAAUGUA